UUAAUUGCCACACACCCACCACCAUUCUUUCUGAAAUCCAAACCGCAUGAAUGGAUGAUUAUGAUUGUUGUUCAGGUGAAGUAGUUGGUGGUGUCACCUGGUCACCGUGUUUGUGGGACCCGGCCUCCGUCCAUUCGGUUUCCAUCCAUCCAUCCAAACCCCAAACCUCCUAUUCAGAAUUUCCAGAUCGUCCUGGUGGGUUUAGCUUCCAAGGCUGGUCCGUUACACAACCAUGGGUCAGAAGCAGAUGGGUUCCAGCCAAAGUGGCUUCUUGUUGUUGAUUCUCGAGACUAACCAGCUUCCAUACUACAGUCUGAACCUCAGUCACUUGAUCUGGAUGUUUGCCGCCGCCGCCGUUUGCAAGUUGGCGCGGCGGUUGGCGAUGGCUGCCAAAACUGAAUCGCAAUGAAUCCCGACUAUUGAUGUUUCACAUCUGGCAGAAGGCCGGUCGGGAACAGAUACAUACUUAGUACCUUACUUCUAUGUAAGCUCCUGCCCAACCGAUCCACUUAGAUCUCGACGUUCCAGAGGGAAAACAAA
Molecule: messenger RNA, 540 nt
Organism: Aspergillus japonicus CBS 114.51
Lineage: Eukaryota; Fungi; Ascomycota; Eurotiomycetes; Eurotiales; Aspergillaceae
Exons: 2
Coding region: 233-409 (58 amino acids)
Source: RefSeq, a predicted model, not a curated record